AUGUCUUAUCUACCCAACCCAGUCAUUGACGUUACCGUCAUGAAUCCAGCAAUCCUUGAGCGAAGAUCCGGCGCCUGGGUCAAUGGCGACAACAAUCCAUUCACCUCCGCGCUGAGCCUUACGUCGGUCGGGAGGCACUACAUCGAUAUCCACGUCCAGACGUCGAUGGUACAAGGCCAGCCAGCACUACCAAACGAUGGCGGUCCGACCGAUCGCCUGGAGUGGGGAUCCGCCGGAAGCUUGGAGACGGCCAGCGAAAAUCUGCUUCCGCACCAUGGCUUUACUCGAUUCUUUCGUGCAGACAUCAUCAAUCAGCCAUCGCACAUAUGCGAAGGCGACUGGUUCCUUGGCGGAGCAGCAAACCAGUAUAUCGAGCGCGGACGUAGACCCCGUCGUAUGACUGGCUAUUUGACUCAUUAUGAGGAGAUUUGGGAGCAUAUCCCAGUUCAGCCUGUCAGAACUGGGACCACGAACCUCUCCAUUGUGCUGAUAGUUUGCACGCGCACCGCUCGGGGCAUGGUGAUUCGAACGGCGCAUGUCUGCCAAGGCAUCCUGCGGGUCAAUGACGAGGUCACCGUCGAACGGUGGUGCUGGAAGCCCCGCGGCUCACCAAGCUCACGCAGUGGAAGUUGGGAGCGCGUUCUGCGGCUUGGUCGCCUUUACUUACCUUGCCAUCUGGCUAUGGAGGCCGAAAGGUGGCCUUUGAGGAAAGGUAGCCGGCUCGAGUUUGAUAACCUGGCUUGGCAUGUCGAGGAGGUAGACGCUUUCAUAUGGGGCGCGCCAGGCCAUUAUCUCACUUGGACGGUCGACAGGGACUUACCUGGACUAUUUGAGCUUCACAUGUGGUCAUGA
Messenger RNA from Coniosporium apollinis CBS 100218, 852 nucleotides. RefSeq lists its product as uncharacterized. Bases 1 to 852 code for a protein of 283 amino acids. The record is from RefSeq and is a predicted model, not a curated record. Lineage: Eukaryota; Fungi; Ascomycota; Dothideomycetes. The transcript is spliced from 2 exons.